UCGGAGAGAGAGCGAUGACCUUAGUUCUGUCCAUGAAUCCUUUCCUGGACCCAGAGGGAGACCCUCCGCUCGCCACCUACCGGCCCGCGUGGGACUCUGAGCGCUGCGCCGCGGCCCGCCGGUCGAGCGCGCCGCCGCCGCCGUCGUCGUCGCCGCCACCGCGCGCCCCCGUGGAGCCGCUCACGCGCGCCCCCGUGGAGCCGCUCACGCGAGAAGCCCCCUGCAGGCGGGUCCCCGAUCGCGUGUCGGUGUCGAGGAUCGCGUACUUCAAGAGGAAGUUUGUUGAGGAUGACGACGAGCCCCGAUUCAGCUUCAGGACGUACUGCCAAACGGUGGCGCCGGUCCUGGAGGAGCGCGCCCACGUGCUGCGCCUCUCCCUGGAGAAGAUGCGCUUCAUCGAUGACCCCGAGGCCUUCCUCCGGCGCUCCGUCCUGGUCAACAACCUCCUGCGGCGCCUGCGAGCUGAGAUCCUCCUCCAGAGCACCGACUGGUGCUUCCCGCCCAACCCGGCGUUUGCCGGCGGCUCCUGCGUCCCGGCGCCCGGCGCCAACCCCGCCGGCCAGGCUCUCCACGGAGCCUUGCCCGCCCGGAUCUGCCUCGCACCCCAGGCCGGGCCGCCUUUUCGUAAGCGCUUACGAAUGGUCCGCGGGGGGCAGGGGGACCUCCGCCCCGACUGCGCCCAGACCUGCUGCUGCAUCUACGCCGCUGCGGCGGCGGCGGCGGCCGCGGGACACUACCUCCACCUCCCGUUCUCCGUGUACGACGCAGCUCUCUCGGCCUGCCCGACCACGCCGCACUCCUCCCCUUUUUUUCAACUAGCCGGCCAUAGUAAGUUAGGGAUGACGGUGGCCAUAGAAGAGCAUGAAGAUGAGGAGGAUGAUGAUGAAGAAGAGGAGGAGGAGGAGGAGGAAGAGGAAAAUGAAGAGGGAGAAGAGGAGGAGGAGGAGGAGGAGGAAGAGGAUGAUAGAGGGGAAGCUGGGCCUUCCCUAGAUGUUGUUAAGGACAAGUCGAGCAGGAAAAGUAGGACUAGGAGCUCGCUGGGACACACAAGGACAAAGGAGGAAAGCCGCAUGGCGGAAGGGGGGAAGGAGGAAGAGGAGGGGCCGCAGGAGGAAGAGGAGGAGGAGGAGGAGGAGGAAGGGGGGCAGGAAGUGAGACCUCGUCAGUUGGACUCUAAGGCCGCGGGAAAGGAGCUCCACAAGGUGAGCUUCUGGCACCGCAGGCCUCAGAGACAAUGACCGCGAUUUUCAACGAGUCACUUGAGUCUGUUAAAAAAAAGAAAACGUGUAACGAUGGCGACCGCCGUCGUCCGAUGAAGAGCGUUUCUCCUCGUAGCAGACGAAGGUGUGAGCCGCCCGCAAUGUAUCAACGCCAGGUCGGCUUUAUUUGAAACUACCUUCAACCCCAUGCCGCUGAUGUCCUAGUCGAACGAGAAGAAAAGAAAUCACGCCGAUGCCUCCGGGCCGCUGUCGACAUUUUUAUCAAACUGUCUGUAGGCCAAGGUCACGCAAGGUCACGCAGGGUGGUUUCAUAGGUACCACGAGUGACGUCUCUGAGACCCAGCCCCCCCCCGGCCUCAGCGGGGCUUCCUGUUGGCGCGCCGGUCCCGUUUCGGGACCCUAAACUGAGCCUGUGGAGUGAAGGCUCGUGCACUUGGGAAGUGCGUGCGCUUCUGUGCGUGUGCGUGCGUGCGUGCGUGUGUGUGUGUGUGUUUGCAUAUGAUGUAGCAUUUUAAAACUUGAUUUUAAGCAAUUCUUUUUAUGUUGAUCCCGACGCCGUAUCGGGCGACGGCGCAGCGCCUGCGUUCACAUUACUUCAAGAGACAACAAUCGCAAACAUCGGAAAUAUCGAAUCACAAGUUCAAGUGCCUUAGUGUUUUCAUGGCUCCGUGUAGAUUGUGUGUUACUGUAUUUGUUCUCGUUACUUACUACGUAUCUGGCGUUGCGUUUGCCUGAAACGGGACGCGGGCCAUCAGACGGCAAAAUGCGUUCGGUUUGUUUUACUUCAAAAUGCAUGUUUUCCUCGCGCUACCCGUCUUGACCGUGCACGACCUCCCCAGAGGGUUGUCGGAGUGUUUGAGGGGCGGAUGGCGCGCGGGCCCCUUCUCUCAGAAAAAAGGCUCGACGCGGUUUGGCCGGGUCCGUCCGCUGACGAGAAGCAGCUCCAGCUUCUUCUCAUGUGGCGUGAGAGCGAAGUAGACGAGUCGGCGCGGUCGCUGGCCUCCUGUGUGUUAGUGCGUGUCGUUUUGGCGCCUCUGAAGAGAAGAGUCCGCACGCCGACGGCGAACCCCAAAAAACCAAAGUUGCUUCAAGAUGUAAAGAUUAAUGAGUCCGUGUUCUGUUUGUUGUGUGACGCACCGAAAGGGACCAGGAUGCUCUCAUAAGGGGAAUCACUGCUGCCACUUGUCCUCUCUUCUUUGUUUGGGGGCGGGGUUAAAAUAACAGCUGUGCACCCACAAUACUGUUUGGACCACAGUGACACAUCUGCAUCCAGACAAGUCGCGUAUCAGCCUGUAUCGUUUCAUUUCUCUAAGCCCUAAGUGAUUAAAAAAAAUAAUAAACGGUGACUAUCGGUGGUAUUUUUUGAAGAUUAAAAAAAAACAACUGACAAAGCAGUUUUUGUUUCUGAGGAAGGAAAAUGCAAACUGCAAUGCCUGUUAUAAAAAAAACAAAGAGCCACGUCUGCUCUGAUAAUUUCUGUGUGAUGUUUUGUGAAAAGUGUAAAGAUCAGUAAAAGAAAUGUUGAAAAAAA
Gasterosteus aculeatus aculeatus (three-spined stickleback) is the source of this 2751-nucleotide messenger RNA. The record is from RefSeq and is a predicted model, not a curated record. Lineage: Eukaryota; Metazoa; Chordata; Actinopteri; Perciformes; Gasterosteidae.